AUGCCGCCGAAUCACACAGUUCCCAGCCAGUUUCUAGCACGAUUUGAGUACAUUUGUCGGUUGACAACGCGAACUCGCCCUACACGAUGCUUUUAUCAGCGGACAGCGCAACCGAACCUGCUGAGAAGGGGUCUUCAUUCCCAAGCCGGACCGAAACAUAAAUCCAACGUACAUUGGGCGACCCUUGCGAGUAGGAGCGCCGUUCUCGUUGGACUCGCCGCUGGAUCACUCCAACUAUUUCAUGAGACACCGGUCGAUCGCAAUCAACAGAAGACCGUGGACACAAAAGUCAAAACAUUCCGUUUGGCUGAAGUGAGGCAACACGAUGGAUCGUCCCAAAACCCAUGGGUGAUUAGAGGCACAUCUGUCUACGACAUCACCGACUGGGUUGCCGCCCAUCCCGGAGGAGACGUGAUUUUGACAGCUGCCGGAGGAAGUAUCGAGCCUUUCUGGGACAUUUUCACCAUUCACAAACGACCGGAUGUGUAUGAGAUCCUGGAAGAGUAUAAAAUCGGCACGGUGGAUGAAGCUGAUUUAGAGGACGGGCGUGUUCCCCAAGGGGCGAUCGUGGACCCCUUCCAGAACGAUCCCGCACGCGACCCCCAACUGAUCACUCACACUGCAUGUCCACGAAAUGCAGAGACACCACAGUCCGCGCUGAAAGAUUUUAUCACCCCGAAUGAGCUAUUUUAUGUUCGCAAUCACUUCUGGGUCCCCGACGUCAAAGGAGAAGACCACGAGAUCACCAUUGAGAUGGUCGACGGGACGGAGCGAAAGUACACGGUCAAGGAGCUGAAGGAGCGCUUCCCCCAACACAAGAUCACAACGACUCUGCAAUGUGCGGGCAAUCGCCGCAGGUCCAUGACGGAUGCCGCCGGUGCCACGAAGGGUCUGCAGUGGAAAGUGGGUGCCAUUUCAACUGCGGAGUGGGAGGGCGUCAGGUUGGUUGACGUUCUCGCUGACGCAGGGUUGAGUCCCAAAGACUUGCCCGAAGAUGCCCAACAUGUCCAGUUUUCGGCGAUGGAGGCAUACGGAGCGUCCAUCCCUAUACGCAAGGCAAUCGAUCCAUGGGGGGACGUCCUCUUGGCCUUCUCCAUGAAUGGAGCAGAGUUGCCCCGUGACCAUGGCUACCCGGUGCGAGUCGUUGUCCCGGGUACAGUGGCUGCCCGUAGCGUCAAGUGGCUCUCUCAGAUCACCAUCUCUCCCGAUGAAUCGCCCACACAGUGGCAGCAGCGCGACUACAAAAGUUUCUGCCCGAGCGAUGUCAAGAACCCUCCUUGGGAACGGGCUCGGUCCAUCCAGGAGAUGCCAGUGACCUCUGCUAUCACUCACGUGGAGACUCCUCGAGGUCCUGAGGGCGAGAGGCAAACCAUCUCCGCUGAAGGCUAUGCCUAUUCUGGAGGGGGGGCGCGAGAUCAUCCCGUUGACGGUGGUCAGACCUGGCAUGAGGCCGAGUUGCUGGACAAUCAGGCCCAGGCCAAAGGCAGCCGGGCUUGGUGCUGGAAGAGGUGGCGUUAUCAGGGACCGACACCAGCGGAGUGUUCGGGGUCGCCCGAGGGCAAGACGAGGCUGGUGGUGAAGGCGACAGACGAGGCUUAUAACACGCAACCCCAGACACAUGAGAGCAUCUUCAAUGCGAGGGGUAACUUGGCGACGGCCUGGGAUCAGGCGGAGGUUCCUACGUGA
This is a messenger RNA of Penicillium diatomitis, 1686 nucleotides long. RefSeq names its product Sulfite oxidase. The transcript is spliced from 2 exons. The record is from RefSeq and is a predicted model, not a curated record. Gene Ontology annotation, molecular function: molybdenum ion binding; oxidoreductase activity. Lineage: Eukaryota; Fungi; Ascomycota; Eurotiomycetes; Eurotiales; Aspergillaceae. Gene Ontology annotation, cellular component: mitochondrion. The coding region runs from base 1 to 1686 and encodes 561 amino acids.